This is a messenger RNA of Lepisosteus oculatus (spotted gar), 2964 nucleotides long. NCBI's taxonomy places the organism in Eukaryota, Metazoa, Chordata, Actinopteri, Semionotiformes, Lepisosteidae. The record is from RefSeq and is a predicted model, not a curated record.
AGAUACAUUCUUCCCUGAAAUAACAAAUCAGGUCCCAGGAUCACGACACUUGCCAGGAUCAGAACAGCUUUCAAUCCUGCUGGGGGUGUUGUAGAAAGGUAUGCUGUACUGUGAUCUCUCAGAAAUAAAAACAAGGAGGAGAAAAGAAUAGUCUGUACUAAAUUUAAAGGUUUGUGAAUUCUUACUGCUUUGCCAGCAUUUUAAUUAAUCAAAAUCAUUAUCAAGUAUUAUGAAUCUGAAUUUGAGAUACAAACGUGUGAUUACUUCGCCGCUGCUUGAUGUCGAUUCAAACUCCAAACGCAGUUGUCUAUUCUCGCCACUAGGCGCGCUGUUUACUCCCCGCUGUGUCGGCCUCAACAUUUGUGACUGGAUAGUGAAGGUUUUUUUUUCAAUCCGGCUCCAACAUGGCUACCUUAACAACCGCGGCGUCAGCGGGGACCUGUUUUGAGGUACAGGAUGACAGUGAAUUCCAGCCUACUAGCUGUCAUGAUAAAGAGUUUUACAUACAGAGUUGGAAAGCGAAAGCCGCUCAGUCCAAGAAAGUGGAUUUCAUCCGAGAGGCAGACAAACUUAAAAACCAGAUUGCCAAACUUGAAAAAAGAUUUCAAAGACAGCUGCAGGAUGUGAAGCCCACUCCAGACUAUAUUGGAAAACUGAAGGAAGUAAUGGAAGAAGUUGAAAACUCGAUUAAUAAUUUCAAAGAAGAACAGCGGCAAAUUUAUGAGGAGCUCUUGAACGAAGAGAAGACGUGCGCUCAGGAAAUCCUGGGCUUGGAGAAGAAGAUUGAUACCUGGGCUUUAGCAGUCGCUGCUCCACCGCAGACCUGUUCCAAGGUCCCACUCGCCAAGUCGAUCGAGGAGAACCUGCCUGCUGAAGUGGCGGAGCUUGAAAAGUUCCUGCAGCAGACGGGAGGGAGGCAGGGCGGCUGGGAUGACUUUGAUCAUCAGAACUUCCUAAGAGUCUGGACAAAGCACAGCGGGAAGCCAGCAUACCUGAAGGAAGCACUGAUGUAUCUUCCGGGCAGAACUGAGGAAGAGAUUAAACUCCAUGAAAACUGGUAUCAAGAGUUUCUUUUCCUUGAAGAAAGGAAAAAGGAGGCGAUAGCGAAGUGGAAGAGUAAGAGGCGACGGGAGAAGGAGGAGCUGCUGCAGCAGAAGGAGACGUCCGAAGGAGAGCUGGCGAGACAGCAGGCGGCGCGAGAGGAGGCCCGGCGGAAGAGAGAGGAGCAGGAGAGGAGGGAGAAGGAGGCCCAGCUGCAGGACUGGAGGGGGCAGAAGGAGCAGCAGCGGCGCCGGGAGGAGCAGCGGCGGCUCCGGGAGGAGGCGCUCCGGAGGAGGCGCGAGAAAGAGGAGCGGCGGCGGCAGCUGGAGGCGCGGCUGGCGGCGGAAGAGUACGCGCGGCAGAAGAGGGAGCGGGAAGACCGCCUCCGGGUCGAAAACGAGCUGCGAGAAAGGGCGGAGCUGGAGGAGAAGAGGAGGCAGGCCGCCAGUGAGAUUGUGAAAUUCCAAGAGCGAGAUCUUCUCAAAUUAGAGGUCAAGCUACAAGAAAAACAAGCAAAGGAGGAGGAUAAAGCUGAGCGUGAGAAAAGACUCGCCAAGCUAAAAGAGAAGGUGGAAGCUCACAUAAGCAGAGAUCCCUCAAGACUCUGGAAACCCACAAAGGGCUGGGAAGAACGCACUAAAGAGAUCGGUCCAACAGGGGGAGGCCCUGUGUUGCACUUGCCUCAUAGAGCGGUCCCAAGUUGGAGACAAGGGAUAUAAGCAGGAUUGUUAUCACGAAGGAAUGAGGAUGGUCAAACAUUGUAGAAAAAAAUAAUGUGAUUUCAUACCUCAAUUUCAAGCGUUGUUUUUUUAAAUGAUGACUCUUGUAUAUAUUAUACUGGUGUGACUCUUGAGUCUUUAUAUUUUUUUACAUUGAUCUAUAAUUCUUUGAUAAAACUGACUUUUUGUGGGAUAAGUUGUUGCAGUAUUUGUUACUUCUGAGAUGAUUUAUUUAAAUUGUCUUCUAAUCUGUAUUAGUUGAAUUACAUUGUCUAAUAAUAGUCUUGAAGCAGUUGUAAGUUUAGACUACUAUAAUGGUUAGGCUUUCUAAUUAUAACAGGAAGACAGAAAAGUAAAAGGGGGGACUUUUAGCCUGUAACAUGCCCAUUCAGCUAUGGAGAUUUGUGCAGUUUCACACGGGCAAAUCAACUUUAUUUCAUUUAAGAGAUACUGUAGUCUCUCACUGCUCAGGAUAGAAGACAUUAAUAUUGAACAUAUAAUAGUGUCUGCUUGUCACGUAAUGGACAUACAGUCACCAAGAACAAAACAGAUGUAAUCUUCGGUUUCCCAUUCAAUUUAUUGAACAACAGUGGAAGUCCUGAUCAGCCAUUUCUGUAAGAUACUGUAUCUGGCUUUGCACCAGAAGGCAUUUAAUUGAACAUUUACUUCAAAAAACAUUUCUUCUAAGGUUUAAAGGAUAGUUUUGUGUUUUUUAUUCUUUUUUUUCCAGUUUUAAAAUGCAACACUGAAGUUUAGAAAACAUUGUGCCUACUUGAUACAUCAAUAAAUCUGAGUUGUUUUGCAUCCAAACCUAUAGAAUAUUGCUUGUAAGAAUAUUACAUUGCUUGUAAUUCUUCUAUAAUAUCUUGCUACAGAAUCCUUUCAAAAGUACCUGAAUGCAGUUCAAAUUUCAUAAUUUGUCAUUGAAUAUUUUUAUUAUAUGUUUAAUGUUUCUGUAGAUCAUGUCCAGCAUUGCAAUAUAUGAUCAAUGGAAAAAGGUGUAUAGAUGAAACAAUCUCUGAUAAAAGGGGAAUAUGGAGUGUUCAUUAAUUAUAUAUACAUUCUCCUUAAUGAGACAGAUGACAAGGAAGUAAGACCAUACAUAAUGCUUAUUAUUUUGGGUCAAAGCACCUAACUCAGAAUUAACUUAAUGAAAAUGAGUUGCCUUUCUUAAAAUGUUUAAUAAACCCCUACUAAACCAUAA